Molecule: messenger RNA, 2932 nt
Organism: Mycena citricolor
Lineage: Eukaryota; Fungi; Basidiomycota; Agaricomycetes; Agaricales; Mycenaceae
Source: the annotation of a GenBank genome assembly
UCGCGACUCUCACCACAACCUCAUUCCCGGUCUUUCUAUCUGCUCGAUAUGGGAAACGCUGCUUCCGGUGGUCUGCCUCCGCAAGAUGGCGCUCAGAACCCUCAGAACAACAAAGACAAGCCUGCGAAGGAGGAGAAGAAGAAAUGGGAGCCACCUCUACCCACGCGAGUAGGAAAGAAGAAGAGGCGGGGUCCUUCUGCAGCCUCCAAACUCCCUGCCGUUUAUCCAACCACUCGUUGUCGCUUGAAACUACUGAAGAUGGAACGCAUCAAGGAUUAUCUGCUUCUGGAGGAAGAAUUUGUUCAAAAUCAGGAGCGCCUCAAGCCUGAAGCCACGCGUGAAGAGAAGAAUGAAGAAGAUAGGUCCAAAGUCGAUGAUCUGCGUGGUACUCCCAUGUCGGUUGGAACCAUGGAGGAAAUCAUCGACGACGACCAUGCUAUCAUUAGCACCGCUACCGGCCCCGAAUACUACGUUCCUAUCAUGUCUUACGUCGACAAGGAGCUCUUAGAACCGGGAUGCGCAGUUCUCUUGCACCACAAGAACCAAGCUAUCGUCGGCGUGCUCGACGAUGACGCGGAUCCUCUGGUUAGCAUCAUGAAACUGGAUAAAGCCCCUUCGGAGAGCUAUGCAGAUAUCGGUGGGCUUGAGACACAGAUUCAGGAGAUUAAGGAAUCCGUCGAACUCCCGCUGACUCAUCCCGAAUUAUACGAAGAAAUGGGAAUCAGGCCUCCGAAGGGCGUCAUUCUGUACGGUGUUCCCGGCACUGGCAAGACAUUGCUCGCAAAAGCUGUAGCAAACCAAACAUCAGCUACUUUCCUUCGUAUCGUUGGGUCGGAGCUUAUACAGAAGUAUCUGGGUGAUGGCCCCAAGCUUGUCAGAGAGCUAUUCCGGGUUGCAGAAGAACAUGCACCUAGUAUCGUUUUUAUUGACGAGAUCGACGCGAUUGGAACCAAGCGAUACGAUUCUACUUCGAGUGGUGAACGCGAAAUCCAACGGACAAUGCUGGAACUCCUAAAUCAACUGGACGGUUUCGAUACUCGUGGCGAUGUCAAGGUCAUUAUGGCGACAAACAAGAUCGAGUCGCUGGAUCCUGCUCUCAUCCGGCCUGGUCGAAUUGAUCGCAAGAUUGAAUUUCCCUUACCAGAUGUCAAAACUAAGCGUCAUAUCUUCAAGUUACACACAUCUCGCAUGAGCCUAAGUGAAGACGUUGACUUGGAGGAGUUGGUUAUGACCAAAGAUGAUCUCUCUGGUGCCGAUAUCAAGGCUGUUUGCACGGAAGCUGGCUUGCUCGCUCUACGGGAGCGUCGCAUGCGUGUAACCAAGGCCGAUUUUACAUCCGCUAGGGAAAAGGUUCUCUACCGGAAGAAUGAAGGGACGCCGGAGGGUCUAUAUCUGUAGUCUCAUUACUACUUACUUGAACAUGUAAUUCCAGCUUUGUCAUGAUUCGCCAGUAUCGAUCAGAGGAUGACCAUAUGCGUCACUUUCAGAUAUCCAUUUCUGUUUUACCCCUCUGGUCCUCACAUACUAGUCAAUCAGCCAGCCCUUUCACUCUCUUGACCUGCAGAAAGAAUUGAGAAUCAGAUGGCUGUCUCGGAUUACUUUUGGUUCGAUGACGGAUCGCUCAUCUUGGAGAUACAAUCGAAGAGGUUCAAGAUUCAUCGGACUCUACUCACAAGACAUUCGCCGUACAUCUCUUCUCUUCUUCAGAAUGCCGUGCCGACGAUGGCAGAACCGCAGGCAGUUGUUAUAGACGCAUCGCGGGACACGUCGGCUGAAGAUUUCGAGGUCCUGCUCCAGCAUCUGUACCAUGACUUCCCAGUCACGGUAGAAACCCCAUUCCCUCGCAUCGCCGCUAUCGUUCGCAUCACAUCUCCUGGACAGUUGCAUUUCCCCUCCUUGCAUGACGUUUCCUUGCGAUACUUUGCCUCGCUGUUUCCGAGCGGACCCACUCCGUUCGUGCACCCGCAUCCGUUAGAGGAGGCGCUGGAUCUGGCCACCGCCUUCGAGGUGACUUCUAUCCGGAAGGGUCUCUACUACAGUCUAAUGACUUCGACCGACUUUGACACUGGGCCUGCCUCAUCGGACUUUGUUACGCACUCCGGAACAGAAUCAGAUACUCAGGCGCUAUCCGCAGUGGCUGAAUCUGCGGAGCUUCCUGGAAAGGUGCCCUUGGACAUCUACAGACACACACUCUCUGCCAAAGACGCCCAAGUCUGUAUGCAUCUGAUGACUCAAUUCAUAGAGUACUUCACCCCUGUGCUUUUCACGCCCCCUGCGACUGCGCACAUGGCAUGCACCGAUGUUUUCGCAGACACGUGGCUCAGGUUGGUCAUUGAGCCAGCGCUUGGGAACGAAGGGGUGUACAAGCCCCUCGAAACGCUGGAGAACAUCAAGCACAUCGACUGGGCCAAGCACGGUCUGUGCGAGGUUUGUGUUGUGGACAAGAUUGCGGAGUGGUCCGAAGAGCAACACACAAUAUGGCGACUGAUGGACGGAUGGCUGCAUGCCUGAACCCAGUGCCUGGCACUUUCCGAAUCACGACUGUAUUAGACCAUGCGCCAAUAAAUGUAUGCAUUUGAGUUUGAAAGCCGCUCUUCGUUCUGUUCCAGGUCGAACAAGCCCCGUCCCACCUGAUUCUCGCAGGAUUCUUAAUCAAUUCUCUAAUCCUGACGAAUAUAUCGGUUCAUCAACUGUGAGCACCGACUCCCGAAUGCCAUUGUCGAGCAGAAGUGCGAUUAUCUGCUCUGCGAGAACCUCUCUCCUUCGCCUGAGAUGCUGAUAAGCAACGAUUGGUUCUCUAGUGGUCACCAAUCUGCGCUCCAAGUUCAGGACAAAACGCCACAAACACCAAGACCCGGAUCAUUCGCUUUCUCUCUAUAGCUCUACAAGGAGAUUAGCAACUCAAAAGAGAGAUGGGCAAUCCGCAUGUUGG